UUCAACACCACUCACAUGCGAUACGUUACACUAAUGCAAUGUGAAUCCCUUCACCACCACCCCCCCACAAACAACGGGAAAUCACCUCUAUGCUACCUACUUGCGAUUGUUUCGAUUUGUUUGCCUUCUCAAAGAUUUGUUCAUCUGAGGAAAAUCAGUUCUCGCAAAACAUUCAAACAAAACAAAAGUUCUUUCAUAUUCAACGAUUUUCGGAAUAAACAAAAAUCGAAUGAGUUUUUAGAAAAAUUGAAAACCAAAUUUUCAAAAACAUCAUCAGUGUCGAUCAUCGUCAACAUGUCUUCAUUUGCCGCCAAGUUAUGGCUGCUAAUCUGGUGCGCAACGUUCUCUUUAUUCCAAGUGGCCAAUGCAUCGGUCUUUGGUAUUGGAGCGCGUCGUUUAGGCGAUCAAUUGCUUAUGAAAGAUAUUGCGAAAACGACAGCCAUCACUUUGACGGAGGAGACUGUCAUUACCUUUAAUUAUGCCAUACCACAGCCUAUUACCUACAUUGAAAUGAUAUCCGAUGAGGAUAUCUAUGUCUCAUUGGACUUCAGUUAUGAAAAUGAUCUCGUCAAUGGUACUAUACGUAAAAAAGUCCAUGACGAGGUUAAAAUGGAGCCCAUACAAAAUCAUGAUCCUUUUGAGGUGCUCAUACAAAUCUAUGGUUAUUUUGAAACUCCUUACCAAAUGGAUACAAAACAUUUUCUGAAUAGAGGACAAACAUCAUCUGGAGGAAAUCAUAAAUCCCAUCAGCCAAGUGUACAAAAACCAAAGGGGACAUCGCAUUUUAAGGCACAAAAACCAAAAGAGACUUUAAGUUUAAUGUUUGAGGAUACUGUCGCAUUGGAAGAAUUUGAUGAUAUCGAUAGUGAGUUUGUGCAUCAAGACAAGGUUGCCGUUGCGUUAGACAAAUCGGAUGAUAGUGAUGAUGAUAUGCUAUUUCCUGUCAACAGAAAUAAAAUUAUUCAAAUGGGAAAUCGUCAAAGGGGUGAUUAUUUAUUAUAUGAAGCCGAUCAGACAUCACUGGAGGGCACCGAAUUGCCCACAAAUCACACCGUGCUAUUCUAUUACAUAGACAACAAUUUUAUAACAUAUGUGGAAUUUACAAUUUUCGAUUAUUUCUUGGAACAUCCAUUGACCUCUGAUGAUUACCAAUCACCAACGGUGGCAUUUGAGAAAAUAUCACCACAUACCCUUAAGGCAAUUGUCACAGAUCAUCGCACAAAAAGUCUUUUUGUCCAAAUGCAAGUCUAUGGCUAUGAGCCAAAUGACAAACCUGUUGCCUUUCAAUCCUAUUUGACAAGUGGCCAACAAAUCGGCAGCAACAACAACAACGACAACAAUGCCGAUGCCUGGCAUGAUGAUGUGGAGUAUGUUUGCAAAAAACUAACAUUGACAUCGAAGAGACGCACCCAUGUACAUUUCAAUUCGGUCCAGGCACCAACAACAAAGCAACAAGAAUCAUUACCACCACCACCGCCACUGGAGGACACCUAUAGUAGCAAUGACGCGCAGGAGGAGGAGGAGGCGUUGGAAAAUGAUGUCGAUGGUGUUGGACAAUUGGUCAUAUGCAAUUGGCUGAUCACCAUGAUGACAACUACGACAGUUGUAUUGUUUGUUGCAACACACAUGCCAACCUAUUGUUGAACGCACACACGCACUCAGUCGAAAAGGCGGGGGGAAGCAUAAAACAAAAAUGCAUUCAUUCAUCUAUUGUCAGCUCAAAUAUGUUGGCAAUGUGUGUGGAAGCACUCAAAAUUUAACUUUUAAUGAGUUGCUAUUAAUUUUUUUUUAGAAAUGUGUAUUUUUAUUAAUAACAUGUUAAUUUUUUUAUUGUUUUAAGUAUACAUACAUAUAUAUGAUUAAUUAGGUUGAAACCAUAUGUUGAAAUGUGGGCUAACUUUUAAAGUGAUGAUGUUGGAGAAAUAACUAUUAUAUGACAAAUA
Messenger RNA from Stomoxys calcitrans (stable fly), 1943 nucleotides. RefSeq lists its product as uncharacterized. The transcript is spliced from 5 exons. The coding region runs from base 16 to 1644 and encodes 542 amino acids. NCBI's taxonomy places the organism in Eukaryota, Metazoa, Arthropoda, Insecta, Diptera, Muscidae. The record is from RefSeq and is a predicted model, not a curated record.